Daktulosphaira vitifoliae (grape phylloxera) is the source of this 793-nucleotide messenger RNA. RefSeq names its product cuticle protein 64-like. The transcript is spliced from 3 exons. Bases 141 to 632 code for a protein of 163 amino acids. The record is from RefSeq and is a predicted model, not a curated record. NCBI's taxonomy places the organism in Eukaryota, Metazoa, Arthropoda, Insecta, Hemiptera, Phylloxeridae.
UAUUGCAAAAUAUUUAAACCAGAUUUUUGGUAUAAAUAGCUCGAAAUCGUCCGUCCAAAUCAUCAUUCGACUAGAAGCAAUCCUUCGAAGCAUUAAAGAUCUUCACAUCUUCUACAACCAAACCCAACAAAUCAAUAAAAAUGGCAUCCAAAUUGUUUGUAUGUUUCGCUGUACUCGCCAUCGCCGCCGUCGCCUUAGCUGCCGAACAAGCAAAAUCCAAUGAACGUGUCAAGAAAUCCGCCUGGGCAGGAUUAGAUACUUACUCAUACGCCGCUCCAUACAGUCACGCUUCAUACAGCUCUCUUCCAGUAGGAAUUUCCGCUUACAGCGUCCCAUUGGCUAGAUCUACUCUCGGCUACAGCGGAUUAGGUGCUUAUCCACACAGCAGCUGGGGCCAUGGUUUGAACAGUGCUUAUGCUAUUGCCCCACACAGCAGCUGGGGCCAUGGCUUGACCAGUGCUUAUGCCGUUACUCCAUACAGCAGCUGGGGACAUGGCUUGACCAGUGCUUACGGAGCUACCCCAUACAAUAGCUGGAACAGUGGACUCUACCCACACAGCAGCUGGAACAGUGGACUCCACUCACACAACAGCUGGAACAGUGGGCUCCACUCACAUGGCAUCUGGGCUUAAGAAAAGUUUCCGUAAUAUCUAUUACGUGCGACACUUGUAAUAUUGUUUAAUUCAACUUAAAUACCAUGUUGUAGUAUCUUUUAGUGCUUCUUACAGUCUUUUUUCAUCUUUAUUUGUAUAUUUCAAAUUUUAAAUAAAAUAAAAAAACAUUUAAACUCGUA